CAGUAUAAAUGAGCAAACAUUCAGCGGAUGUGGUAUUUUUUUAUUUUUCAUCAUGCAGCGAUUAUAUUUAUUAUUGACUUUUAUUUGCACGGUUUGCGUGGCAGCCGGCCUUCCCGUGGAGAAUGUUGGGGAAAAAAUAUAUCCCCGUUUUAUGGAGAUCCCUGGAGAUGAUGGUCUAAUGCACAAAGUAGAUCUAGAAGAGGAACCAGAUAUGGAGCUUCUGAAUGAGAUAGCGAGGAACCCAGCGAACAACCAAUAUUUGUUAUAUACAAGGCGCAAUCCACGACUUUCUCAAACAUUGAGGAUGAACAAUGCUGCGUCUAUAACUGGAUCGAACUUCAACGCUCGUGUUCCCACUGUGAUUGUGGCUCACGGAUGGCUUGGAAACGGAUACAACAACCUCAACCCGGUUGUCAGAGCUGCAUAUUUGGACAAGUCUGACGUCAAUGUUAUUAUUGUUGACUGGAGCAGACUGGCGCUAUCCACAUAUCCUACAGCGGUAAGAGGUGUUCCAGCCGUCGGUCGUGGUGUAGGAGAGUUCCUCGUCUUUCUUAACCGAGUGACAGGAGCACCCUUCAACACGAUGCAUCUUGUUGGCUUCAGUCUGGGAGCACAUCUCGUUGGAAACGCUGGACGAGCUAUGAGUGGCAGAGCUGCAAGAGUAACUGGCCUAGAUCCAGCUGGUCCCCUGUGGAACCUAAACAGCGAUCGAAUUCGCCCAACAGAUGGCGUGUAUGUAGAAGCAAUCCACACUGAUGGUGGCACAGGUGGUCUGGGUAUCGGAUCCAGCGUAGCUAACGCAGAUUUCUUCCCAAAUGGUGGAAACUCCCAGCCUGGUUGUUUAACUAGUUUGUGCAACCACAACCGUGCCUGGGAACUAUUUGCAUCAACGGUAACUCGGAACCAUUUAGUGGGGAACCAGUGCUCGAGUAUGAGUCAAGUGUCUUGGAAUACUUGCAGAGGCUCAACUCUUCACAUGGGCAAUGAUAUACUGACUAAAACAGGAUCUGGAAUUUACAGAGUCAACACGGGCAGAUCGUACCCCUACUGAAAAUAUAUUAAUAUUGUAACUAAAUGAUAAGUUUAAAUAAAAUUUUACUUUCGUA
This is a messenger RNA of Leptidea sinapis, 1106 nucleotides long. Its product is annotated as pancreatic lipase-related protein 2-like. Bases 53 to 1051 code for a protein of 332 amino acids. The record is from RefSeq and is a predicted model, not a curated record. The transcript is spliced from 7 exons. Lineage: Eukaryota; Metazoa; Arthropoda; Insecta; Lepidoptera; Pieridae. Gene Ontology annotation, biological process: lipid metabolic process. Gene Ontology annotation, molecular function: lipase activity.